AUGAAGAAAAAGAAGAAAAUAGAAAGACGUUUCUUAAAAAAUCUGUCUGUUCAUUAUUAUUAUUCAUCUAUCUAUCUAUCUAUCUAUCUAUCUAUCUGUCUGUCCAUCCGUCACUUCUGUGUAUAUGAUAUGAAAGUCUGUAUAUUCGAUGCCCCUCUGUCUGUAUAUAUGUAUGUCUUAUUCAAGGCCGUUCGAAUCUGCUUUUCUUAUAUCAUAUCAUAUAUAUAUCUAUUCAUCUAUCUAUCUAUUAUAUUCACUAUUCAUUCUAUCAUUCAUCUAUCUAUCUAUCUAUCUAUCUAUCUAUUAUAUUCACUAUCGGAUCUAUCUAUCUAUCAUUAUUCAUCUAUCUAUCUAUCUAUCUGUCUGUCCAUCCGUCACCCACUGCCCCCUGUCUGUAUAUAUGUAUGUCUUAUUCAAGGCCGUUCAUAUCUGCUUUAUAUAUAUAUAUAUCAUAUCAUAUCUAUCUAUCUAUUCAUCUAUCUAUCUAUCUAUCAUCUAUCUAUCUAUCUAUCCGCCCUGUCUAAGACUGCUAUUUUUGGCAAAAAUAAAAAUCUAUCUAUCUAUCUAUCUAUCUAUCUAUCUAUCUAUCUAUCUAAGCCUGUUCAUUAUCUAUCUCGAUUCGUAUCUAUCUCAAUUGAUUCGUAUCUAUCUAUCUAUCUAUCUAUCUAUCUAUCUAAGCCUGUUCAUUAUCUAUCUAUAUAUUAUAAUUAUAUCUAUCUAUCUAUCUAUCUAUCUAUCUAUCUACAUAUAAAUGUAUUUCUUAUAUUUAUCUCUCACGUCAUAUCUAUCUAUCUAUCUAUUCAUCUAUCUAUCUAUUCAUUCAUCUAUCUAUCUUCAUCUAUCCAUCUAUUAUUUCAUCUAUGUAUUUAUAUAUAUUCAUCUAUUAUGUCAUUUAUAUAUCUAUUCAUCUAUUAUCCAUUCAUUAUCUUCAUCUAUCUAUCAUCCAUUAAUUCAUCUAUCUAUCUAUUCUUAUUAUCUAUCUAUCUCCAUCUAACUAUUCAUCUAUGUGUAUUCAUUCAUUCAUUCAUCUAUCUAUCUAUCUAUCUAUCUAUUAAUUCAUUAUGUAUAUAUCUAUCUCCAUCUAUUGUUUCAUUAUUCUAUCUCUAUCUAUCUAUCUAUCUAUCAUCUAUCCAUCUAUUCAUCUAUUCAUUCAUCUAUAUUCAUCUCUGUCUGUCUAUCUAUCUAUCUAUCUAUUAA
This is a messenger RNA of Acanthosepion pharaonis, 1197 nucleotides long. The record is from the annotation of a GenBank genome assembly. Lineage: Eukaryota; Metazoa; Mollusca; Cephalopoda; Sepiida; Sepiidae.